Molecule: messenger RNA, 1447 nt
Organism: Nomascus leucogenys (northern white-cheeked gibbon)
Lineage: Eukaryota; Metazoa; Chordata; Mammalia; Primates; Hylobatidae
Product: phosphatidylinositol 3,4,5-trisphosphate 3-phosphatase TPTE2-like
Biological process (GO): dephosphorylation
Cellular component (GO): cytosol
Molecular function (GO): phosphatidylinositol-3,4,5-trisphosphate 3-phosphatase activity
Source: RefSeq, a predicted model, not a curated record
AAUAUUUGGAGUUUUCCUGGUCUUACUGGAUGUCACUCUCCUCCUUGCCGACCUAAUUUUCACUGAUAGCAAACUUUAUAUUCCUUUGGAGUAUCGUUCUAUUUCUCUAGCUAUUGCCUUAUUUUUUCUCAUGGAUGUUCUUCUUCGAGUAUUUGUAGAAGGGAGACAGCAGUAUUUUUCUGACUUAUUUAACAUUUUAGAUACUGCCAUUAUUGUGAUUCCUUUGCUGGUUGAUGUCGUUUACAUUUUUUUUGACAUUAAGUUUCUUAGGAAUAUUCCCAGAUGGACACAUUUAGUUCGACUUCUACGACUUAUUAUUCUGAUAAGAAUUUUUCAUCUGGUUCAUCAAAAAAGACAACUUGAAAAGCUGAUGAGAAGGCUGGUUUCAGAAAACAAAAGGCGAUACACAAGGGAUGGAUUUGACCUAGACCUCACUUACAUUACAGAACGUAUUAUUGCUAUGUCAUUUCCAUCUUCUGGAAGGCAGUCUUUCUAUAGAAAUCCAAUCGAGGAAGUUGUGCGGUUUCUAGACGAAAAGCAUCCAAGCCACUAUCGAGUCUACAAUCUAUGCAGUGAAAGAGCUUAUGAUCCUAAGCACUUCCAUAAUAGGGUCAGUAGAAUCAUGAUUGAUGAUCAUAAUGUCCCCACUCUACAUGAGAUGGUGGUUUUCACCAAGGAAGUAAAUGAGUGGAUGGCUCAAGAUCUUGCAAACAUCGUAGCGAUUCACUGCAAUGGAGGCAAAGGAAGAACCGGCACUAUGGUUUGCGCUUUCCUUAUUGCCUCUGAAAUAUUUUUAACUGCAGAGGAAAGCCUGUAUUAUUUUGGAGAAAGGCGAACAGAUAAAACCCACAGCAGUAAAUUUCAGGGAGUAGAAACUCCUUCUCAGAAUAGAUAUGUUGGAUAUUUUGCACAAGUGAAACAUCUCUACAACUGGAAUCUCCCUCCAAGACAGAUACUCUUUAUAAAAAGAUUCAUUAUUUAUUCUUUUUGUGGUGAUGUAUGUGAUCUAAAAUUCCAAAUAGUAAUGGAGAAAAAGGUUGUCUUUUCCAGUACUUCAUUAGGAAAUUGUUCGAUACUGCAUGACAUUGAAACAGCUGGCAUAUUAAUUAAUGUAUGUGACAGUCCACCUCUGUAUGAUGAUGUGAAAGUGCAAUUUUUCUCUUCGAAUCUUCCUAAAUACUAUGACAAUUGUUCAUUUUUCUUCUGGUUCAACACAUCUUUUAUUCAAAAUAACAGGCUUUAUCUACCAAGAAAUGAAUUGGAUAAUCCACAUAAACAAAAAGCAUGGAAAAUUUAUCUGCCAGAAUUUGCGGUGGAGAUACUUUUUGGUGAAAUGACUUACAAUGACAUUGUAGCUGGAUCUGAUUAAGUAUAGUUCCCCCUUCCCCUUCUGGGAAAGAAUUGUGUUCUUUCCAACCCUGCCACAUAUUCAUAUAUCCUAAAUCUU